AUGUCCAUCAAAGUUAAGAUAGUGAGUUCAAAGCUAGUAGGACCAAUUUACAAUGGUGAUGAACCAAAACCUGUUCCUAAUCAGUUUGUUCCGCUUAGUGUCUUUGACAAGUUAGUAGAUGAUGAUUAUGCAACGAUCAUAUAUGUGUAUAAACCACCAAACCCAUCAAAUAUGUUAUUCGAACAAGGUCUACGGAAGGCAUUAGCCGAAUACCCAGAAUGGGCUGGCAGGUUUUCUGCAAGUGAAAAUGGCGAGGAGCGUGUGAUACUACUAAAUGACAAAGGUAUGAGAUUCAUCGAAGCAACCGCUGAUUGCACUGUCGAUGAGGUUAUUCCAUUCAACCUGUCUACCUUGUCGAGUUUAAACCCAAGUGAAAGGGGAAUUGAUGAAUUGGCUCUAGUUCAGCUCAGUAGAUUCACUUGUGGUUCAUUAGUUGUGUUCUUUUCGGGAAGCCAUAUGGUGGCUGAUGGAGCUGGUGCAAGUCAAUUCGCUGUAUCUUGGAGUCAAGCUUGUCGAGGUUUAGAAAUUCACCCACGCCCGUUGCACGACCGGAACAUAUUUGUCCCUCGAGAUCCUCCUAAAGUCGCUUAUGACCACAAAAAUGUUGAGGUUGCAAAGAGGGUGGUGAACAAUAAUGAGCUGAUUGAUCCAAUACCUCCUUAUUCGGCAGAUGACGUGGUCCGACAUAGAGCACAUUUCACACCGGAAUUUAUUGCCAGGAUUAAGAGUAAGGCUAACUCCUCAGUUCCAGAUAUGGUCAAUGGUGGACGCAGGCCUUAUUCCACCUUUGAGAGCUUGGUUGCUCAUUUAUGGAGAACCAUGACUAGGGUUCGAGGACUUGCAGAGCUUCAAACAACGGAAAUGAAGAUCUCCGUGAAUGGACGAAGAAGAUUGAAACCUUGUGUUCCAGAUGAGUACUUUGGUAAUUUGAUUCUUUCCGCAUUUCCUCAAUCUCGAGCCAAAGAGCUUUUGGAUGAAUCCUUGAGUCGUACGGCCGAGGUAAUUCAUGAAUCUGUAGGGAAGGUGAACUCGGACUACUUCAAAUCUUUUAUAGACUUUGCAAGCACUAACAUUCAGGAUGAGGAUUUGAGGUUAGAGGAAGAAGGCUGGAAAGUCCCAACUUUGUGGCCCAAUGUUGAGGUAGAUAGCUGGCUUGGAUUCCCGUUCCACGCAGUGGAUUUUGGUUUUGGAAAGCCUUACCUUUUCAUGCCAUCAUUUGGAGCUUGGGAGGGUGUAGCAUACUUAGUUCCUUCGUUUGAUGGUGAUGGAAGCAUAGAUGUCUAUAUAACUUUGUUUCAGCAACAUUUGGAUCGGUUCCAAGAAAUUUGUUUCUGCUUAGACUAA
Messenger RNA from Papaver somniferum (opium poppy), 1344 nucleotides. RefSeq names its product agmatine hydroxycinnamoyltransferase 1-like. The transcript has a single exon. The record is from RefSeq and is a predicted model, not a curated record. Lineage: Eukaryota; Viridiplantae; Streptophyta; Magnoliopsida; Ranunculales; Papaveraceae. The coding region runs from base 1 to 1344 and encodes 447 amino acids. Gene Ontology annotation, molecular function: acyltransferase activity, transferring groups other than amino-acyl groups.